Messenger RNA from Tuber melanosporum (Perigord truffle), 704 nucleotides. RefSeq lists its product as uncharacterized. The record is from RefSeq and is a predicted model, not a curated record. Lineage: Eukaryota; Fungi; Ascomycota; Pezizomycetes; Pezizales; Tuberaceae. The transcript has 4 exons. Bases 71 to 502 code for a protein of 143 amino acids.
ACAUCUUGAUCCUCCACUUAUCUUUCUUAUCCAAACAUCACCUCUGAUUGAGAACUUUCAAACCCUCAAGAUGCUUAUUCUCCGUGCUGCAUUCAAGUCAAGCCAUUUCCCGCUUCUUGUUAGGCCAGGCGUGAAUAGUUUGGCGGGCAGGAAUAAGCCUAUCGGUGGGGUCUCCCCAUUCACUUUCUCGGCCUUUGCUUGCCGACCUCACACCCAGGAAGUGCCGUCGUUUCCAAAAUUUCAUGAAUAUUCAACAAAACCGGAUAUGCCUAUUCGAGUGCCUCUAACCCCAGAUAACGAAACUGCACGCUUCCAUCGUCAUGAAUAUGUCCCUGAAGUCCAGCCUCCGCACAAGCCCGUGAUUUUCACAAUCAAUGAAGAUCCCGCCGUCGUUUCUUCGGAGGGCAGUGCUAUCUUGGGCAAUGCUGACGCGGAGGUUUACAUCAAGCAGAUGAACCCUGAUGUUCCGGAUAUGCCCAAGAGUGAGAAGGUGGAGUUUUAGUGUCUUUUUUUCCUUCCUUUUCUUUUUGGUUUUGAGGCGUUCUGUUUAUUCAUUUCUACUAUGACCGUAAUCAGGAAAAAAGGUUAAAAGGAUCAAAGGUUGGGAAAAAACAAGCAAAUGGGGAGGUUCAACUUAUGAUUUACGAUUAUGUUGCCAAUGAUUUUAGCUGCGGUAUUAGUUAUUGAUUAUGUUGGACACUUUA